Fomitopsis serialis is the source of this 1679-nucleotide messenger RNA. RefSeq lists its product as uncharacterized. Lineage: Eukaryota; Fungi; Basidiomycota; Agaricomycetes; Polyporales; Fomitopsidaceae. Gene Ontology annotation, molecular function: monooxygenase activity; FAD binding. The record is from RefSeq and is a predicted model, not a curated record. The coding region runs from base 371 to 1678 and encodes 435 amino acids. The transcript has 8 exons.
AUUAUCGGGCAGGUACUAUCGCGGCGGAGCUUGCGAGCCCCUGACCGUAUGAUCCAACAAGGGGAUGCGGGCGCAGUGGGCAUGCAGUACCUCAUUGGCAUCUACGUACGACAGCGCCAGAUUCCUCCAUCUGUCCGCGAACUCGUUUCGGGUCGGCGCCACAGCGAUGGACGUGUACUGUUGGCAGACUGCGAAAAGGAGCUGUGUGGAGUUCGGCAGGCCUUGCCUGCUAGCUAGCUGUCACCGAUAUGGACCGUACCAGUGGUUGCGCCGGGCGUGUACAUGGUAGCAGCUGAUUAGCACCGCACAGCAUAUAAGGCGGUCGGUGGCAGCAUCUGGUCAUCACAGUGUCACCUCACAUUCACCCCUCAUGUCUUCCACCAAGACAAAGGUUAUCAUCGCAGGCGCUGGCAUUGCAGGCCCGAUACUGGCCACAUUCCUCAAACUCAAGGGAUACGACCCGACUGUAUACGAACGAGUCGAUGCACUGACCGAUGCUGGUCUUAGUCUCGUCCUGCAACCCAACGGCCUGCGUGUGUUGCACUAUUCCAGGCUUCAUGGAGAAGCUCAUCGGACAGCCGAUCCAGAAACUGCAACACGUAUCUGUUCUUCCAGACGAGACUACUGUACUUGCAGAUGUCGACAUAUCGCAAAUGGCCGAACAGCGGGCUUCCCGGCAAUCGGCGUCCGUCGUCCUGUAUUCAAUCGCACUAUCGUCGAGGUCGCAGAGAGCCAUGGCGUGAAGAUCGUCUUUGGUCACCAGCUCGUGUCGCUCAAACAAGAGGCCGAAAGCGUGGAGGUCACCUUCGCGAAUGGCGCUGUGGACAGUGCGAGUUUCGUCAUUGGGUGCGAUGGACUCCACAGCGAUACGCGUAUCUGCCUCUUCGGGAGCGAAUCCGCCACCUUCACCGGCCUCACUCAGACGGGCGGGAUAUCACCUACUCCUGAGGUCCUCAAGACCCAUUCUGGCAUAAUCAAUGUCUACGCAGAUGGAGCACACUUGGUAGCAUAUCCCGUCAACGACAAGGAGACGUCCUGGGCCAUCACACGUCGUGAGCCAGAAGCCAAGGAGUCUUGGCGCUCGAUUGACGAGGAGACGAGGAAUCGGUUCACGGAAGGCCCCUGGUCUCAAUGGCCCUUCGGUGCUGGGGAGCUCGUGACAUCGUCCCACACCGUCAUAAAGUAUGGUCUGUACGACAGACCAGCGCUCACAUCGUGGCACAGCGGCCGCGUUGCCCUCUUGGGAGACGCUGCGCACCCAACUAGCCCGCACCUCGGACAAGGCGCAAACCAGGCCUUCGAGGACAUCUACCAUCUCGUGCGUCUGCUCACGAAGCACAACCCCGCCGCAGCGCCGCCUUCCACAGAGCUUCUCGGCACCAUCUUCUCCGAAUACGAGCAGCUCCGCAUCGCGCGCACGUCCGAGCUUGUCCAGGGCGCGCGCCGUCAGGGCGAGGCGCGCGUCGUGCAGGGCGUGGAGGCGUGUCGUGUGCGGAACGCGGCCGUCAAGGAGUUCUGGACGAACGAAGGAUUCUUGAGCGGCCGCCUGGAGUUCUACGCGCACCCUUUACUGAUGCUGAAACUGUAUGCGCCGUACGGCGUAGCUCGCAUUCAUCGCCCGCACUUCGUGAUGUGCGCGAGGCGCGAGACCGCUGUGCUCUUCGAAGACUUUGCCUGAG